This is a messenger RNA of Cynoglossus semilaevis (tongue sole), 1152 nucleotides long. RefSeq names its product SRR1 domain containing (gene srrd). Lineage: Eukaryota; Metazoa; Chordata; Actinopteri; Pleuronectiformes; Cynoglossidae. The transcript has 7 exons. Gene Ontology annotation, cellular component: nucleus; cytoplasm. Bases 149 to 1036 code for a protein of 295 amino acids. The record is from RefSeq and is a predicted model, not a curated record.
CGCCUUCCUCUUCCUCCUCCAUCCCUCUCCGUCCAUAAAGGUGGGACAUGGACAUUUCUGAAAGACAAACCAACCUUUUUAAAUGAAAAAUGAGCUACAUGUUGACAAGAGACAAUUUAGCAGAUAAAAGGCCUUAUUAGAAUAUAAAAUGACCGACUUUGGAAAAGAGUGGCAGUUAGCCGGGCGGCGAAAAGACGCAGCACGAAAAUCAAAGACGCGUAAAAGGUCUCCACCAUCUGCACGUUGUCAGGAGGAGGACUUGGACAUUGAGAAAACUGUCAAAAGAAUUAAAGACACAACGUCUGAGCUAGGCUGUGAAGAGUUUUGGCAGAAAUGGAAAGAGCAGAUCCUGGUGGCAAGUUCCUUUUCAGGAUUUUUUGAGGGUGAGCGCACAGAUCAUUCAUUUGAGGAGCCAGAGCGGUGCCAAGAAGGGAGACCAUGUCAGCAGCUGGAGUGUGUGUGUUACGGUCUAGGCUCCUUCUCCUCUUGUCCCUCUGCUCGUUUUCAGCUUGCUAUGUUGCUGCUGCUUCUGGAUGCACGGCAGAUUCCAUUGAAGAACUGUUUGGUUUUUGAUCCAAUAUUUUCUAAUGGAGAGAAGAUGGUUUUAAAGAAGCUGGGUCUGAAUGUGCUCUCAGAAAAUGAGGAAGGAAAACGUUUGGCAACAAAGCCCACAAUCUUCUAUCUGAUGCAUUGUGGGAAAGCCCUGUACAACAACAUUUUAUGGAAGAACUGGAGCACAAAAUGUCUUUCUCUGAUCAUGAUUAUCGGAAAUGGCUUUACUGGGAUGAAGGACAGGUCGAUUGACAGAGAAUUUCAGCGUGACUACAGCUACAUGAACCAGGCUUUGGAUGUUUGCGAAGAGAAACAACUGCCUUGUCCAACACGUUUUAUUGAUGUUUUCGGUGACACAGCAACCAUUACCUUUCCUCUUGGCAACCUAAGUAAACUCCCACAAUCCACCUGGGUAGAGCCACAGGAACCAGAGUACCAACACUGCCCUGAUUUGGAGAUAAUUCUAAAGAAAAGUCAGAUGUGAUACUCGGAGAAGGAGACAAUGGACUUUUAAAAUACUAUGGUAUUCACAUUAAUACCAUAGUAUUUAUGUGAAAAUAUUUUUUUUCUUUAAUUCACAUUAAAGAAAAUAAUAAUAUA